AUGACACAUAUUGCGGCGCAACAUACGGCAGACAGUUCGAUGGAGUUCAGGAUAGCAGAUGGGCGCAAGAGACACCGGUUGAUAGUGUUGGCGGUCCUGCUGUGGGCCACGGUGGUCCGGGGAGGGGUGAACGGAGAGCCGAAUUGUCCAUCGGCGUGCCAAUGCAAGUGGAAGGGCGGCAAGCAGGCGGUGGAGUGUUUGAACGUUAAUCUGUUCUCCAUUCCGGAGAACAUCGACCACUCGACGCAGGUACUGGACGUGUCCGGCAACAACCUGCAGAUCAUCUCGAACGAAACGUUCGUUCGCUCGAAUCUACUGAACCUGCAGAAGCUGUAUAUGCGCGACUGCCGAAUUGGCCAGAUCGACGACGGAGCGUUCGCCGGACUCACGAACUUGGUCGAGCUGGACCUUUCGAUCAAUCUGCUGACGGCGGUGCCGUCGGCCGCGUUUCAGCACAUCGUUUCGCUGCGGGAUCUAACGUUGGCCCGCAACCACAUCCAGAAGAUCGAGAGCCACGCGUUUCGCAACGUGACCGCUCUCACCAAGCUCGAUCUUUCGUUCUGCAGCAUCCAGACGAUCGCACCGCAAGCAUUCGAAGGUCUCGCGGCGCUGCACUCGCUCAAGCUGAAUGGCAACCAGCUGUCGGAGCUGCGGCCAAAGACGAUCGAGACACUCAGCCGUCUGCACGGCAUCGAGCUGCACGACAACCCGUGGGUGUGCGACUGCCGGUUGCGGGCGGCCAAGCUGUGGCUGUCGGAGAACAACAUCCCGUACCCGAUCGCACCGACGUGUGCCGGAGGUCCGGAGCGCGUGAUGGACAAAACGUUCGGCGAGCUGCAGGUGGACGACUUCGCCUGCAAACCGGAGAUGCUGCCGGUGCGGCGCUUCAUUCAGGCGUUCAGCGGCGAGAACGCCACCAUCGAGUGCCGUAGCUCGGCCGUGCCGUCGGCCACCGUGAACUGGUACUGGAACGGGAAGCUACUGGUGAACAACUCGCACUUUAGCGCCUACCAGCGCGUGCUGGUGUACGAGCAGGGCAACUUCGAGAAGCGCAGCAAGCUGAUCCUGACCAAUGCGCAGGAGAGCGACUCGAGCGAGUUCUAUUGCGUCGUCGAGAAUAGGGCGGGCGCGGCCGAGGCGAACUUCACGCUGCACGUGGCGAUGCGCGACAUCGGGUUCGCGAUCGAGAACCGCCAGAUCAUUGGGCUGAGCGCGGCACUCGUUAUACUGAUACUGUUCAUACUGCUGAUAAUACUGUUCCUGCUCGUACGAUUACGGCGGAUACCGAUGACGGAGACGAAAACCCCGAACCAGGUCGAGGUGAUCACGUCCGUAAGUCCCUCUAGCAAUGUAAAUGGCAAGGUGGCGACGCCUAUUAACGAUUGUCAUCAUUCUCCAGAUCGAAAAAACGCCGCCGGUGAUCUAAAGUGCUGCCAAUCGUCGGCCAACCCGGUGCAGAAGCCGCCUCGGCUCACCGAUCUGCCCUACUCGACGACGCACUACGACGGCGGCGGCAGUCUGAUUGCGUCCGGCCAGUGCUUCGUCUCACCGACGCACUCGCUGACCGGCGGUGGUGCCGUCAAUAACCCCGAUCUGAUCAACGACACGAAGCGGCUGGGCAGUGGUACCGAUUUGGCCACCGGCCCAGCCGUCAGCGAUACGCACCUAUCCGCGCAGCUCGCCCAGCUGCAGCUGGCCACAUCGGCCGCCGUCAAUGCGCAUCUCUCGUUGCUGGAUCCGCUCGAGCGGCCGGGAAGCGGCGAGUACAGCCGGGCCGGCGGAUGCGAUUCACUCUAUCCGUCCGGGCUGUGGGAAACGCACAGCUCCACCGCGGCCACCAUGCCCCAAACAGCGCCCGCUCCGGCCCCCGUUGGCAGCAGCACGAUGGCCGACCUUGACGACGAGGCGUCCUCCGUCGACUACCUGAGUCGCACGUUCCCCCGAGCCGCCGUAGGCUCCAGUGGGCUGUCGGUUUCGGCCACCAGCCAUCAUCACCGGGACUACCCAUCGUCGAGCGCCAGCGGCGGCGGUGGCUAUCCGGCCGACUACGGGCUGCCGAUCGUGCCCGGCGCCGAGCAGCUGCACAACAAGCUGGCCAGCGUCCAGCCGGCGCACCACGGCAGCAUCGGCAGCAUGCCAAUGAACGCCAAGACGCUGCGCGUGUGGCAGAAGGGCGGCGUACCGGUGCUACCGCCGGUCACGGCCUUAAAACGUGCUUUAUCCAACAGCCGCAAUUCGCCCGACGAAGGCUACCAGGAAGGCUGCGGGACGGACGUGUAGUCCAACUUCUAAGGCUUUCCCGCCAAGCGCCUUCCCGACAGCAGACAACAGCCGGCCCGGGUGGCCGGU
Anopheles cruzii is the source of this 2349-nucleotide messenger RNA. Its product is annotated as leucine-rich repeat-containing protein 24-like. Lineage: Eukaryota; Metazoa; Arthropoda; Insecta; Diptera; Culicidae. Gene Ontology annotation, molecular function: protein binding. The transcript has a single exon. The coding region runs from base 1 to 2280 and encodes 759 amino acids. The record is from RefSeq and is a predicted model, not a curated record.